CCUUCCGGGUGUCAUGGCGGCGGCGGAGUGUGUCAGCGGCCGCUGGUUUCCUGCUUUAGUGUUUGGAGUUUCUCUGAUGAAGAGUGUGUUCAUCAGUUCAUAUCACUCCACAGACUUUGAGGUGCACAGGAACUGGCUGGCGAUCACACACAGCCGGCCGGUGUCCAGGUGGUACCAUGAGAACUCGUCGGCCUGGACCCUGGACUACCCCCCCCUGUUCGCCUGGUUCGAGUUCGGCCUCUCCCAGGUGGCGCAGCACUUUGACAGAGACAUGCUGCAGGUGGAGAAUCUGAACUACGCCAGCUCGUGCACGGUUCUCUUUCAGAGGCUGUCGGUCAUCUUCACAGACCUGGUGUUUGCUCUCGGUGCCAGAGAGUGCUGCAGGUGCGUUCAGGAGCAGAAAGUCUCUCGGGACGUUCUGAGCCGUCCGUCCUUCGUCCUCGCCGUCCUGCUGCUCUUCAACUUCGGCCUCCUCAUCGUCGACCACGUUCACUUCCAGUAUAACGGCUUCCUGUUUGGUUUCCUGCUGCUGUCGCUGGCCAAACACCUGCAGUCUCAGCACCUACAGGGGGCGCUACUUUUCUCCAUCCUGCUCAACCUGAAGCACAUCUACCUGUAUGUGGCUCCAGCCUACGGCAUCUUCCUGCUGAGGAGUUACUGCUUCACUGAGGACAACAAAGACGGUUCUGUGAGGUGGACGAGCUUCAGCCUGCGGCGUCUGAUCGGUCUGGGAACCAUCGUGGCGAGCGUCUGCGCUCUGUCCUUCGGUCCGUUUGUUAUGAUGGGUCAGCUGCCGCAGGUCCUGUCUCGUCUCUUCCCCUUCAAGCGGGGCCUCUGCCACGCCUACUGGGCCCCAAACGUCUGGGCCCUCUACAACGUGCUGGACAAGAGCCUGGCGACGCUCGGAGUUGGUCUGAAGCUGCUGGACGAGACGCAGCUUCCUCGAGCCUCCAUGACGGGCGGGCUGGUUCAGGAGGUUCAACACUCGGUCCUUCCCUCCGUCUCUCCCUCCGUCACACUCGUCUGCACUCUUCUCUCCAUCCUGCCGGCGGUAGCCUCCAUCUGGUGGCGUCCUCGUGGGGCUCGAGGUUUUCUGCGCUGCCUGCUGCUCUGCGCUCUGGGCUCCUUCCUGUUCGGCUGGCACGUCCACGAGAAGGCUGUCCUCAUCGCCAUCCUGCCUCUGAGCAUCCUGGCGGUUGAGAGCAGAGAGGAUGCUGGGAUCUUCCUGGUCCUGAUGACCACAGGCCAUUACUCGCUGUUCCCACUGCUCUUCACCCCCGCAGAGCUGCCAAUCAAAGUCCUUCUGAUGCUGAUUUUUACCAUUUACUCUUUCACUGCUCUGAGGAAACUGCACAGCGGUCGGGGCUCGGUGUUGCGCCCCCUGGAGGUGGUCUACUUGCUCGGUCUGGUUGCCGUGGCAAUCGCCUGCGAAGUCCUCUUCCCUCUGUUACCGUGGCAACAGAAGCUGCCCUUCCUCCCCCUGCUGGUGACGUCGGUGUACUGCUCCCUGGGCGUCUGUUACUCCUUCCUGCGUCUGUACGUCAGUCUGCUGCGUCGGGAGAAGUCCAAACAGUUGUGAGACGGCGUUGUGUACCCGAGAGGUUGCUGGUUAGAUUCCCAACACACCUACAAGACACUGACACCAGCUGCUGUCCAUCAGUCAGAGGAGGAGACGCUCGUAUUUACAAAAACACAAAAACUUGUCUUCCUCUGGAAUUUGACCAAACAUCAUCAGACACGUCUUCAGUGGCUAAAGUGACAAACUUCACAAUUCACAUCAGCUGCAACUCGCACAAUGACACCAAACUGUGUGUGAAGAGGCGUCACUCUGCUCCCCCCCGUAAACGUUCUGUCGUCACAAACUGCAGCAGAGUGAGACGUCUGUUCUCCAGAGGAUCACAUCGACUGCUCUGAUUCGUCAGUCUCUGGAUCAAACAGCUGAUAAUCAAUAAUAAAGGUCUGUCGGUUGGUCAGGGGUCAGAGGUCAGAGGUCAGGGGUCAGAGGUCAGAGAAAACUGAAACACACAAACGACUGACAACCGGUGACAUCAUCUGUGACGUCACAUCAAGUGAAUGAAACAACCUGUCCGUCAUGUUUAUAAUAAGAAGCCACGUGAACCAAAGAGGAAGUGAAACACUGAUGAUGAUGAUGAUGAUGAUGAUAUUUUUCUAUAUUUUAAAUAAAGAAGAAAACUGUCA
Molecule: messenger RNA, 2199 nt
Organism: Pleuronectes platessa (European plaice)
Lineage: Eukaryota; Metazoa; Chordata; Actinopteri; Pleuronectiformes; Pleuronectidae
Gene: alg8
Product: ALG8 alpha-1,3-glucosyltransferase
Exons: 13
Coding region: 14-1579 (521 amino acids)
Biological process (GO): protein N-linked glycosylation
Cellular component (GO): endoplasmic reticulum membrane
Molecular function (GO): dolichyl pyrophosphate Glc1Man9GlcNAc2 alpha-1,3-glucosyltransferase activity
Source: RefSeq, a predicted model, not a curated record